AUGGACAGGCCAGCUUUGGGAGAUGUGGAGGAUUUGGCGACGCUGGCAAAUUUGGAUGAGACUAUUCUACUAGAAGAGAUCAAAGAGAGAUACCUGAAAAACAACAUUUAUACGUAUGUGGGUGAUAUUCUUAUUGCAGUUAAUCCAUUCAAAGACAUUGGCAUUUAUGAAAAACAUUUCAGUGCUCAGUAUCACAAUGUCAAAAGAAGUGCACAUCCACCUCACAUCUUUGCUGUAGCAGACGCAGCAUAUCAGGCUCUCCUUGGACAUGGUGGUAGACCACCGGGAAACCAGUGCAUUUUAAUUAGUGGUGAAAGUGGAGCAGGUAAAACAGAGAGCACAAAGUUAAUAAUCAAACAACUUGUUGACUUGUGCAGAGGAAAUACCCAGCUUGAACAGCAGAUCCUUCAGGUGAAUCCCCUUCUUGAAGCAUUUGGCAAUGCACAAACCAACCUGAAUGAUAACUCAAGCAGAUUUGGAAAAUACAUUCAGCUCAGAUAUCGGAAUAGCCAGUUGGUUGGAGCUAAAAUAUCAGAGUAUCUUUUGGAAAAGUCCAGAGUCGUCAGGCAGAAUUCUGGAGAGGAAAAUUUCCACAUAUUCUACUACCUUUUUGCUUCAGACAUCAACAAGAAAUUCCCACUAGGAGACCCCUGUGAUUAUAGAUAUAUAUCACAUGGAGGAAGUCAAGUCAAGGCAAACUUUGCAUCCUUGCUGAAGCGCUAUGAAGAGUUAGUGAAUGCAAUGGAUCUGGUUGGAUUUACUGAUGAGGAACAAGCAGACAUGUUUGCUGUAAUAGCAGGUGUCCUUCAACUUGGCAAUAUCACCUUUGGAGUCAGUGAUACAGAUGACACCAUCAGCAUUUCAGAGAGUCAGUUGUCUCUAAAAGCAUCAGCAGAACUUCUAGGAAUUGAUACUUCAGAAAUUGCAGCCUGUCUAACAUGUAUGGUAACAGUAACCAAGGGAGAACAUGUCAUAAGGAACUACAAUAAGGAUCAAGCAGAAGAUGCUAGAGAUGCCAUGGCAAAGAAUAUCUACGGGCGCUUAUUUGGGUGGAUAGUCAACAAGAUUAACUGUUUGCUGUCUCAUGAUGGUGAAGCUCAAAGUGCAGGUUUUUCUGAAAUUGGUAUACUAGAUAUAUUUGGAUUUGAAGACUUUACUAAAGAUGGUGGAGAGAAUAGUUUUGAACAAGCCUGCAUCAACUUGCAAGAGGAGUAUCAAAGAGAGGGUAUUGACUGGAAUGUGAUCAAGUUUGUGGACAACAAACCAUUGUUGGACAUGUUUCUUGCCAAGCCCAUAGGUGUACUUUCCCUGCUGGACGAUGAAAGUCAGUUUCCUAAGGGUACAGAUCAGUCGUUUGUAGAUAAACUAACCAAGGUGUUAUCAGCUAAUCAGUAUUUUACCAAGUCACAACAAACCAAUCAAGCUGUAUUCUCCAUUAAUCAUUAUGCUGGCAAGGUGACAUACACAGCUAACAAAUGGCUAGAAAAGAACAGAGACACACUACCUCCUGGUAUCAGUGAAUUGUUACAAACUAGCAACAAUGUGCUUGUCAAGACAAUCUUUAAAGGCUACAUCACUAGAACUGGUAGUCUUGCACUGCAUUCUGUUGAAGGAAACUCCAGAAUAAAUAAGAAAAAAAUGCAAGCACCUGUGAAUAUCAAUGAUGAUGCUGUUAAAAGAAAGCUGACUGUUGGAGCACAGUUUAAGAAUUCUCUGAAAAUCCUCAUGGAGCGAAUGACCUCAUCGACUCCCAUAUUUGUCCGAUGUCUGAAACCAAACCACUUGAAGCAGCCAGGUGACCUUGACAAGCAGUAUGUUCUUGCUCAGCUUUUGUAUACAGGAAUGCUUGAAACUGUUGAAAUCCGCAGGAAAGGAUUUGCAGUCAGGCCAACUUUUGACAGUUUUGUAGAGAAAUACAAAAUACUUGUAGAUCUAAAGAUGUCAGGAACAGCAGACAACUGUGUUGCUAUACUGAAAUUUGCAAAUAUUACUGGCUGGUGUCUCGGGAAAACAAAAGUUUUUCUAAAGUAUACACACACAGAAUUGCUGACAGAAUUACUGGACAAGUUAACUUCAGCAGCUAUACAAUUACAAAGAGCUGCCAGGGGAUAUCUUGGACGCAAAGAGUUUCAGAGACGUAAGAAAGCAGCGCAGCAAGAAAGAGAAGCACUGGAAAUGCUAGAAAAGGCAAUAAAAUCUGGCACUUCAGACAGCGUUGAAGUAUCAACAGACCAAUCCAAACCAUCUAAGAACCUGGCAACUACUGGCACACAG
Messenger RNA from Candidula unifasciata, 2274 nucleotides. The record is from the annotation of a GenBank genome assembly. NCBI's taxonomy places the organism in Eukaryota, Metazoa, Mollusca, Gastropoda, Stylommatophora, Geomitridae.